AUGGAACAGCAACAGAGUGAAAAAAUUGCAGCAUUAGAAAAGAAAAUCAUAAAUCUACAAAGACAAUUCACAGAAGAGAAGAACCAAUUGGAAAGGGAAUUUUUGUCUCAAAAAGAACAAUGGUUUCUCUCAAGAAAAGAAUUAGAAAUGCAGAACGAAGAUCUCAAUAACCAGAUUCUUAAAUUAAGAAUUGCUAACAAUCAUGCGCUCGUCAUCAACGAUUUUACUGGAAAUGGUCCAAAAUCUGUAGCAGAAACCUAUGUGAAAGUCAAAUCUGAUCUUGAGGUGUUUGUGUCAGAGUUUGACAUCCCAGAAGAGGAUGAGCUUCAGUUAGAAAUUACUCUUUCCACAAGUGUUUUUAAAGAGCUGCUUCCUAUGAUAAGAAAUUAUGUAAACGGCGAACUGGAGGAUGAUAAAAUUGGUCAAAUCAUAAAGUCAGAUGAAAGAACCAGAAAGCAACUAAUCGAAAACACACAACAAGGGUUAACUGCUCAAAUACAAUUGGAACUGCAGCGCUCCGUUUUAGAAGAGAAGAUACUCAUCAAAUUACAAGAAUUGAGUGAGAGGGUGGUCACAUUUUUGACAGACAUGAUGGUUUGUGACAAACAUCUUGAACUUGUUUGGUGUGAUAGAAAUGACGAAUAUAAUCCAAGGGAGCAUACUUCUAUCAACUUAAUAGACAAGGUGGUCAUAGAUAAAGCUUUGUAUCCUUGUUUAAUGAUGCCUUCAUCAAGAAGUGUUUUUGAAAAAGCUAAAGUGAUCACCAAAGAGAACAGAGAAAAGAAAAAUAAACAUUAA
Naegleria fowleri is the source of this 798-nucleotide messenger RNA. RefSeq lists its product as uncharacterized. Lineage: Eukaryota; Heterolobosea; Eutetramitea; Acrasida; Naegleriidae. The record is from RefSeq and is a predicted model, not a curated record. The coding region runs from base 1 to 798 and encodes 265 amino acids. The transcript has a single exon.